AUGUCGUGCGCAGUAUCGCGGAGCUGCUUCAGGCAGCUGAUGCGGGACCCUCUCCGGAACAAUGCAGUCCCCUCGUUUCUCGUUCCUGCCUUUUCACAACCGCUGCGGGCACAAUGUUUCUCGACAACAUCUCCGGCGCAAUCUCGUGUCGGCGGUGCCCCGAUAUCGAUACCUCCAGAUGUGUCCCUGAAUUUUAUUGAUCUGCCGCAGGCGCAGACUCGCGGAAGAUCAGCGAAGGAUAUCCCUAAGACCGCAGUCCAGGUGAAGGGGCCGCUAGGCGAGAUGACUCUUAAGAUUCCGACCUUCCUCAAUGUUGCCCAUGACGAAGCACAGAAGAAAGCUUCCCUUACUGUUGCAGACCCUUCUAUCGCUCAUCAACGUGCUAUGUGGGGGACAAUUCGAGCACAUUUGCAAAACUACAUUCUCGGUGUCUCAGAAGGCCAUGUCUGCAUUCUGAGUUUGGUUGGUGUGGGUUACAGAGCUUCCAUUGAAUCGACAGCUACAACCGUUACUGCCGAAUACCCUGGCCAGCAAUUCGUCUCCCUCAAAGUUGGAUUCUCUCACCCAAUUGAAUUGCCUAUCCCGAAGGGCGUGAAAGCCAGUACGCCGCAGCCGACGCGCAUUCUGCUGGAAGGUGUAGACAAGGAAGUUGUUACACAGUUUGCGGCAGAGAUCAGAGCCUGGAGGAAGCCUGAACCGUACAAGGGAAAGGGUAUUUUCGUGAAUGGGGAGACAAUCCGCUUGAAGGCCAAGAAGAUCAAAUGA
Paecilomyces variotii is the source of this 765-nucleotide messenger RNA. Its product is annotated as putative mitochondrial 54S ribosomal protein YmL16. The transcript has 3 exons. Gene Ontology annotation, biological process: translation. Gene Ontology annotation, cellular component: ribosome; mitochondrial large ribosomal subunit. The record is from RefSeq and is a predicted model, not a curated record. Lineage: Eukaryota; Fungi; Ascomycota; Eurotiomycetes; Eurotiales; Thermoascaceae. Gene Ontology annotation, molecular function: rRNA binding; structural constituent of ribosome. Bases 1 to 765 code for a protein of 254 amino acids.